UCUUUUGAACGGAUUGUGAGUCUGGAUCUCUGGAGUCGUGAGCAGAUCGCACAUCUGUAGCGUGCUCUAGCACACGGUGACGAUAAGCAUGGCAGCGAAAAGUAAUUUGAAAACACGUGAGAAAGCUGUUUUUGUUGCCCAACAACUUCAUUUUGCGAACACAUUGGCAGGAAAUGAUCCCACGCAUCGUGCUAGGGCUAUGAAGAAAUUGCGUAAAUAUUUUAUUGCACGAGCAAAUGGAAACUUCAGUUUUACUCACGACGAUUUUAUGCGAAUAUGGAAAGGCUUGUUUUAUUGCAUGUGGAUGUCGGAUAAACCUUUAAUACAGGAGGAGUUAGCAGAAGAGAUCAGUCAGCUGGUACAUUGCUUCCAGCAUGUGGAUACAGCAUUGACAUUUGUCCAAGCAUUUUUUGAUACUCUUCUAGUAGAGUGGUUUGGAAUAGAUUAUCACCGGCUUGAUAAAUUUCAAAUGCCAUUUAUGACACAUUUAGCUGGACAAAAUGAUUCUCGCUUGCUAGAUGUCAUUCGUGACAGGGUUUUCUACUGUCUUAUUAGGCAAAGUCCAGAAGGAUUGGAAUACGAAGAAAAAUUUGAAGCGUGGAAGCGAGCUGGGUUUCCUGGAACAAGUUGGAAAGAUAUGGUUUUUGUGGGAAAAGAAGAUAAACGUUCUGGUGUAAAGAUCAAAGAUCUAGAUCCACGAGCUGGCAAAGUAAAUGUUUAUCUCCCACAUUUACAAUUUAAUGCUGAAUCUGUGGCAGACGCUUUACGAGAAUCUUCAAAAACUACUUUAAAUAAGAAGACCAAGAAAUAUAUAAAUAAUAUUGCGCACAAAUUUCAACAGCUGGCAGAAGGUAGAUAUCCUUUGGCAUUAAACCUUUCGAAAUCUCUAUUGGAUUCAAAUAAAUACAGAUUUUCUAAGCAAAAAAUUGAUGAUGCUGUGGAGAAUUUAUUGAAUUUUGAGGAAAAGUUAAAAAAAGAGGACAAAGAUAUGAAAAACAAUGGUAAGAGAAAGAAAAAUGCUUCCAAGUCAACCAAAUCGAAGAAAAUUAAAUUAGAAAACAGUUGUGCAGUUGAGGUAGAUGAUACCAGAGAAGAUAGUGAUAAUUCUGAAAAUGAAAUCUCAUCUGACGAUGAGGAUCAAGAAGAGUGCAUUUAUUCUUCUGACAUUCCUCCUGCUCUGGACAUUCAGACAGAAGAGUCUGAUCUUGGAGUACUUCAAAAUAGUGAAGCAGGCAACAAUGAAAACAUUAUUAGUGCCACUGAUGCAAAAGAACAAACUAAUUACGAAAUAGAUGAUAAAGGCACACAUGAUAGUGAAGCUGAGAAUUCAUUUUUAACCAAAAUUACAAAGAAAGAUAAAAAGAUGAAUAAUGUUUCUUCUUGGAAUGUAAGUGAAUCUUCAAGUCUUCAUGAGAAGUCUGCUGGGAUAUUCCAAGAAAAUAAAGAUAGUGAAAAAGAUAAUAUUCUGGAGGAUGUCUUGAAUGGGGAAAUACAAACAAAGAUGAAAAAACCUUCUUUUGAGGUACCCGCGUUAGAAAAUGAAUUACAGGAUACUAAUGUUGUUGAAGCAGUUGAAGAGACAAAUGUGUCAGUAAAUGUAUUACCAGAAGAUAUGGAACCUCAAGAUACCUUUGACAACGGAGAAGCUAAUGAUUUGCAAGAGGGAGACGAGAAUGAAUCAAAAGACGCCUGUGAAGAAGAAACAGAUGAUCAAGCAAAGGAAAUUGUAACUCCCGUACGGAGAUCCACAAGGAGAAGAUCUAACAUGGCUACUACACCUAAUAAAGUUAAUCAGGAAGAAGGUGAAAUUACAAGUGAAUGCAAGUUGUCUAAUGAAAAUGAACAAACUCCAUUCCCUAAGAGGAAGUCAUUGACACCUCGUUCCAUGAUUCGAGCAAAAAGAAGAAUAAGUACGGUUCCUGACCGUGAAAUUCUUAAUGAGCAAGAAACUAGUGUAUCAUCGGAUUCAGUAAAUGACAUUACAACAAAUGUACCUGACAGCACUGGCCCCAUUCCAAUAAAUGAAAAUUUUAGUGGGGUUUUGAGGAAUAAUGACAUGUUGAAUAAACAAGGACAAUCACCUUCACGAAAAGUUUUCCAAACACCUGGAAAGAAGAGAGUUAGUUUAAAUUCUACACCUGCCUCAACCAAAAAAGUAAACAUUGCACUUCAGAUGAAUAAAUCACAAGCGGUUUCAGAGUACACUGCUGCAUUGAAGUUGAGUCCUUCAAUCCCAUUUGAUGCCAACAAAAUGCCUUGCAAAGGAGUAUUGAAGAGAACAUCGAUGAGAAGUCCCAUUAACCCGUUUUAUAUUGAAGAAUUGAUAUUAUUUUGUUUUCUUUUGGAACAUGUUUUACCUGAUAAUGCAACUGCAAACAUUUCAGUCUUUUGUGCAUUUAAUAUUUUAUUGUUUUUUGAUAUUACUUUGCCAAGGGGUAUUAUGUUGCUGAUAGCGCACACAGAGGCUGCGCGAUGCAACUGUAAUUGCACUCUUAAUUACAUUCCACUCUGUGCAGUUGAUUCAACUGGUGAUGAAGACACGUUUCCUAAUCAGUGUGCAUUGGAAUGUUACAAUUGUACACAUAAUAAAGAUUAUGUAGUUCGCAGGCAAGGAGAAUGUUCUCACACAACAACUGCACGUCCCCGAACAAGACCAAUCUCUCGUACAGCAUGAAGAAGAGUAGGAAAUGUUUAGGCAUAAAUAUUGCCAUUCUUUAAAAUGUAUUGCUACAAAUAAUUGUAGGCUUCUAAAACAUGUAAACAUUAAUUUGAACAAUUAGUUAUAUAUGUUUUGAGGAAAUGUUCAAAAUAUCUAGUUUUGAAGGUAAAGAAUGUUAUUAUUGAUUUGGGUUAAAAAUAUAAACUUCUAUCUUACCAAGCUGUGAUAUUUGACAUAUAAAAAGUAAAUAUUUUAAUAUACAAUUUGUCUUUCUUAUUGUUACUCUCUUGUUACUUUUGUAAUAAAGGUGUAGAAAUUUCCAUAUGAAUAAACUUUUCCUAUAGAUACUUGUUUGUUUUUCACCUAUUUUUGAUUCAUCGAAUAUCUGAAGCAAAAGGUAAUUAUUUCCAGAAGAAACCUUUUCUUAAGAACUUGUGUUAUGUUACCGAAAACACAUUCUUCAUAAUCAAAUAAGAAUGACCAAUGCAAUCUAAAGCUAGCAGCAUCCAAACAAGACAACACUACGAAACAGUUUGCAAAAUUCAAGGUUAAUUUUAGGCUAAUUAAAUGCAUACAUUUAAUUAGUUCUCAAUUAUUUUCCAAUUUUAGACCCUUUUUAUUUCAGCUCGUGGGUCCUCCACUCACAAUACAACUUGGUAUUAAUCCAGGGAGUAUAUAUUAAUUAAUCAAAGCAAACAAUUAAGUAUUCAAAAUUAGAGGCUAUAAAAUUCAUUUUAGACUAGAAAACAAAACAAAAACAACCAAAUCAUCGUUUUCUAUUCAGGGUUGAACAAAUAUAAUACGAUAACAUGCAUUUUGAAAGACUAACAUAAACUUAUUUAAACUAUGUUGCUACAGAAUGGAACAGACUUCUCUUUCUAUUUACUUUCGUUCGAUUUCGAAAUGUUUGUGUCUUCGUUGUAAAACACGCUGUGAGUAGCUUCGUUGUCGACAUCCGCGAGGUGGUUUAGUGCGGCUGACCUGUAGUGUGGGCGUGGCUCACAACGCUGAAGCGGCAAAGCUCGCAACAUAAUGGUAGAAGGACGUUUUGGAGGCCUCCUUCUCGAAGCCUGAGCACCACGUUUUGUUAUAGUAGCGUUGCUUCUGUGCACACAAGUAGAGUGAAGUGGUAUGGAACCUUUGGUAAAAAAUGUUGUUUGCAAGCAAUUCUAGACCUGAAUUUAUUCAGUAUUUGUAAAUGAUCACCACGACGAAAUCAUGAACAAAGUUACCUUGUAUUGAUUUUAACAUUGUACUCUCUCCAUUAUAAUUUCUGUAUAACAGAUAAUUUUGUAUUAUCGUGUAAAGAAAACUGUCUAGAAUAGAAGUUCUGUUAAUUCUGUCUUGAAUAAUGUGUAGUCGUACUUUUCUCUUGUUCAUUAGUACUACAGUGACUCAUUGUAAAUCUUAGCUAUUUUAACUGCACAUUCUUUGUUGAAUCUGUACAAUAAGAAUAUUUGCAUUAUUGCUAAUAGCUUAAUUUUUUGUUGUUUGUAAAGAGUCAUAUUUCUUUCCUGUCAAUUCUUGUUAAGUUUGUAUUAAUUCUGUUUCAAGGAGAUGUUUGCUACUUCUUUUAAUUGAACAGUUUUAUAAUAAACUAUCACAGUUCUAUUUGGAUUGGUUGUUUGUUAGAAUGCUAAGUUUACUGUUACCAAAGAGUUAAUACAGGGUGAUUUGCUCAUAUACGACCCAGUGAUAGAGUACACUAAGUUAUUCAUGAUUGCAAAAGAGAAUAGUGUAAACCCUGUUAAAAAUUUUGAAAAAACUUUUUUUUU
Messenger RNA from Gryllus bimaculatus (two-spotted cricket), 4434 nucleotides. Lineage: Eukaryota; Metazoa; Arthropoda; Insecta; Orthoptera; Gryllidae. The record is from the annotation of a GenBank genome assembly.